AAGGAGCCCCGAGAAAAGGAGGAAGAAAGAAGGGACCUGUCCUCUUUCUGCGGCCCAAUGGGAGAAGCUCGUGUCCCUGAGCCCAGAAUAAAGAAACCGGGACCCGGUCCGCUGGGCGCCGGGAUGCGGCAGGCUUAGGAUGGAGCUCCGAUGCUGUACAGGAAGGAUGCUGGCAGGGACACUGUGACUCAUUUAGGGAGAACUGAGUGUCAGCAGAGAGAGAAGACAUCAGCCUUCCACAUCACCCCAGAGGAAUUCUCAGCAGUGUUGCUCAAGGCACCACCACCUGGCCAGAUGGAAGUCAUUACAGGAGACAUGGAUGAGAACGCCACCAACAUCUCCACCAACUUCUUUUCUGUGCUUGACACCCAUGGAGCUCAAGCUGCUUCCUUCCCAUUCAACUUCAGCUAUGGUGACUAUGACAUGCCCUUGGAUGAAGAUGAGGACGUGACCAAUUCUCGAACUUUCUUUGCCGCCAAGAUUGUCAUUGGCAUGGCCCUGGUGGGCAUCAUGCUGGUCUGUGGCGUUGGCAACUUCAUCUUCAUUGUCGCCCUGGCCCGCUACAAGAAGCUGCGCAACCUCACCAACUUGUUCAUUGCCAACCUGGCCAUCUCUGAUUUCCUGGUGGCCAUUGUCUGCUGCCCCUUUGAAAUGGACUACUACGUGGUGCGCCAGCUCUCCUGGAAGCAUGGCCACGUCCUGUGCGCCUCUGUCAACUACCUGCGCACUGUCUCUCUCUACGUCUCCACCAAUGCCCUGCUGGCCAUUGCCAUUGACAGAUAUCUGGCCAUUGUCCACCCGCUGAGACCCCGGAUGAAGUACCAAACAGCCACUGGCUUGAUUGCCUUGGUGUGGGUGGUGUCCACCCUCAUCGCCAUCCCUUCAGCCUACUUCACAACUGAAACAGUCCUCAUCAUUGUCAAGAGCCAGGAGAAGAUCUUCUGCGGCCAGAUAUGGCCAGUGGACCAGCAGCUCUACUACAAGUCCUACUUCCUCUUCAUCUUCGGCAUCGAGUUUGUGGGCCCUGUGGUCACCAUGACCCUGUGCUACGCCAGGAUCUCCCGGGAGCUCUGGUUCAAGGCGGUCCCCGGUUUCCAGACAGAGCAGAUCCGGAAGCGGCUGCGCUGCCGCCGGAAGACGGUCCUGGUGCUCAUGUGCGUCCUCACUGCCUACGUGCUGUGCUGGGCGCCCUUCUAUGGCUUCACCAUCGUGCGCGACUUCUUCCCCAGCGUGUUCGUGAAGGAGAAGCACUACCUGACGGCCUUCUACAUCGUGGAGUGCAUCGCCAUGAGCAAUAGCAUGAUCAACACCCUGUGCUUCGUGACCGUCAAGAACAACACCAUCAAGUACUUCAAGAGGAUCAUGCUGCUCCACUGGAAGUCUUCUCACAAUGGGAGUAAGUCCAGCGCGGACCUUGAUCUCAAAACCACGGGAGUGCCUGCCACUGAAGAGGUGGACUGCAUCAGACUAAAAUAAUCCUAUGGACCUUUCAAAGUUUAAACACAGACAGAACCUUUGGGACAGAAAUCAGUGUGUUUAGAUAAAUGUUAUCACCCGGGAACUGUCGGUUUUCUGGAGAAGGCAGAGUAAAUGGAUAACUGUGUGAACACUGUGAACAAGGAGCUGAGAUUUUCUAAAACUGGUGUGAUUAGACACCGUCACCAGUGACUGACACUCAUUGAAUUUCUAAUUUGUGCAAAGAGUGAGCAUUGGUGAAACCUAUAUAUGUGGACAAUAUUUAAGUGUCAAAAAAGAAAAUAGGGAUUAAAUCAAGAAAAAUGUUGGAGUACAGACAGCCUGGAAAAAAGAGAUUCCAGAAGGGAACCCAAGUGGGUACCAGGACUGUUGCAAAUGUGUUUGUAGGGUGAGGGUCCCUCUUGGCCAUUUCAGCUACUCAUCAGACACUGAUGUAGCCAAUUUCUAAAAUUGUUCUUAGGCUCGAGUUCACUCCUAACAUUUGUGGGGUUGGAGGCAGGACGCAAAACUGGCUCUUGAUUUUUUCUUCGACACUCCUCUUCCCUGCUCUUGACUCUCACUGUGAAGAGCCUUACAUGCAUGCACAUGGACACUCGAGUAUGCAUGGCCAAGUUUUGUCCGAACCCUCUUCUUCCACGUUGCACCAUCCCCACUCCCCACUCAGGUGAGGCUCAUCGUCUGGAGGAGGGACCUGGAGAA
Messenger RNA from Pteropus alecto (black flying fox), 2175 nucleotides. RefSeq names its product prokineticin receptor 1 (gene PROKR1). Gene Ontology annotation, cellular component: membrane. The coding region runs from base 151 to 1476 and encodes 441 amino acids. The record is from RefSeq and is a predicted model, not a curated record. The transcript is spliced from 3 exons. Gene Ontology annotation, biological process: neuropeptide signaling pathway. Lineage: Eukaryota; Metazoa; Chordata; Mammalia; Chiroptera; Pteropodidae. Gene Ontology annotation, molecular function: neuropeptide receptor activity.